AUGCUGCGCCGAGCCGCCGGAGCGUUCCUCUUCUCCAUCUCUCCCGCCUUUGCGGCGGCGCCUUGCCAACGGCUGCCCGGUGUGUUCGCGGCGGGCUUAACGACAUCCGGCGCCGCUGCGGCCGACAGCACCACGGACAAGAUCAAGGAGACCGUAUCCCGCGUGGCUGAGAAGAUCCAUGACGCGACGGAACGAGCCAAAGAGUCCCUCAAGGGCGCCGCCGACUCCGCCAGCCAUACCAUGGGCGAGUACAAGGACCGUGCUCGGGAAGGCGUCGACAACACCAAAGCAGCGGCGAGCGACAUGAAGGAACAAGCCAAGCAGCGCAUGUCCCAGUACGGCGAGGGAGCUCGGGAGGGACUUCGGGAGGCUCGGGACUCCGCAUCCGAGGCCGUUCAUUCCGCCGGCGAGCAGGCUAAGGAGUCUCUCCGCGGCGCGCGCGACAGCCUUCGGGGCACUGCCGAGGCGGCCGGGGAGAGAAUCCGUACCACGACGGCAGAGGGGCAGCAGCAACAGGGCGUCAGCGGUGUGGACGAGCAGAGCGACGUGCUGGGCAGCACUACCCCGACGGCGGAGGGCGGCAGCCGGGGGGAUGAGGCGGCGCGGGCGGCGGGGCGAGUGGUUGGGGAGACUGCUUCGGCGUUCAGGUCGGGCCAGGAGGAGGGGGAGCGCCGCAAUGGUGGUGGUAGCGGGCGCUAG
Messenger RNA from Volvox carteri f. nagariensis, 699 nucleotides. RefSeq lists its product as uncharacterized. Lineage: Eukaryota; Viridiplantae; Chlorophyta; Chlorophyceae; Chlamydomonadales; Volvocaceae. The coding region runs from base 1 to 699 and encodes 232 amino acids. The transcript has 7 exons. The record is from RefSeq and is a predicted model, not a curated record.